Molecule: messenger RNA, 1251 nt
Organism: Chrysoperla carnea
Lineage: Eukaryota; Metazoa; Arthropoda; Insecta; Neuroptera; Chrysopidae
Product: fatty acyl-CoA reductase 1-like
Exons: 6
Coding region: 1-1251 (416 amino acids)
Biological process (GO): long-chain fatty-acyl-CoA metabolic process
Cellular component (GO): peroxisome
Molecular function (GO): alcohol-forming very long-chain fatty acyl-CoA reductase (NADP+) activity
Source: RefSeq, a predicted model, not a curated record
AUGUUUGAUAAUAACAAUUACAUUGUUGAAGAUAAUAUCGUUAAGCCAACGAAGAAAGUGUUUGUGGAUAAAGUAACCUUAUCACAGUUAUCAAAGAAUGUACCAUCAAUUUGUGAAUUUUAUGCUGAUCAAAACAUUCUGGUUACGGGCGGUACUGGCUUUAUGGGCAAAGUUUUAAUUGAAAAAUUACUUCGUUCAUGUCCAAAAAUUAAAGGCAUUUAUUUAUUACUGCGUUCGAAAAAAAAUUAUACGGAUGAAGAAAGAUUAAAUAAAAUGUUUAAUAUACCUUUAUUUAACAGAUUAAAAGAAGAAUAUCCGGAAUCAUUAUCAAAAGUAAAAGUAAUUAAAGGAGAUAUCAGCAAACUAGAAUAUGGUUUAUCUGAUUCUGAUUUAGAAUUUAUAAUUCAUGAAAUAAACAUUGUAUUCCAUGUGGCAGCAUCUGUUCGAUUUGAUGAUUCUUUGAAGGAUGCUAUUUUAAUUAAUACACGAGGAACUAGAGAAAUGUUAAAAAUACUUAAACAAAUGCAAAAUUUAAAGGUUUUUCUAUAUACAUCAACCACUUAUUGUAAUGUCGAUAAAGGCGUGGACACAAUCGAAGAAAAGGUUUAUAAGGCGACAACGGAUUGGAAAACUAUGAUUAAAGCAGCUGAAAUUAUGGAUGAAAAUGUGCUCAAUUUUCUUGAAGAAAAAAUUUUAAAUAAAUAUCCGAACACGUAUACCUUUUCCAAAAAUCUUGCUGAAGAACUUCUUUUCGAAAGUUGUGAAGAUGUAUCAACAGUUAUUUUUCGUCCAUCAGUCGUGGUUGGUUCGGAAAAAGAACCAAUGCCGGGAUGGGUUGAUAACUACAAUGGACCAAUGGGUCUACUUACAGGAAUUAUGACUGGCGUAAUUCAUGCAGUUUAUGCAAAUGGUGAUACGAAGGUAGAUUGGAUGCCUGUUGACAUAGCAAUAAAAGGAAUGAUAACAUCAGCAUGGUAUAAGGCUUUAGAACAAACUGAUCGUAAUAAAUGCUUAGUAAUUAACUCAUCAACCAGUGAUUUUAUAAAUCUGAGUAAUAGAUUGUUUACUAAUAUCGGUUCGAGUAUAAUGUUAAAAAAUCCACCGAAUCAACUAUUAUGGUAUCCAUUUUGUGUCUCUACGCCAAAUAAAUAUAUAUAUUGGUUUUAUUUUGUAACACUGCACUUGAUUCCAGCAAUAUUUUUAAGUGUUUUAUUGAAAAUAAGUAUUUUUUCUAAUCAGAGAUUAAAGUAA